Messenger RNA from Zingiber officinale, 883 nucleotides. RefSeq names its product truncated transcription factor CAULIFLOWER A-like. Gene Ontology annotation, cellular component: nucleus. Gene Ontology annotation, molecular function: RNA polymerase II cis-regulatory region sequence-specific DNA binding; protein dimerization activity; DNA-binding transcription factor activity, RNA polymerase II-specific. The transcript is spliced from 8 exons. Bases 1 to 744 code for a protein of 247 amino acids. Gene Ontology annotation, biological process: positive regulation of transcription by RNA polymerase II. The record is from RefSeq and is a predicted model, not a curated record. Lineage: Eukaryota; Viridiplantae; Streptophyta; Magnoliopsida; Zingiberales; Zingiberaceae.
AUGGGAAGGGGAAGGGUGCAGCUGAAGCGGAUCGAGAAUAAGAUCAGCCGGCAAGUGACCUUCUCCAAGCGACGCUCCGGGCUGCUCAAGAAGGCGCACGAGAUCUCCGUCCUCUGCGACGCGGAGGUCGCGGUCAUCGUCUUCUCCUCCAAAGGCAGGCUCUACGAAUACUCCACCGACUCCAGUAUGGAAAAGAUUCUUGAACGUUAUGAACAAUACUGCUAUGCAGAAAAGGCACUCACGUCAUCCGAACUUGAAUGCCAGGGAAACUGGCAUCAAGAAUAUGGCAAACUUAAGGCCAAGAUUGAGGUUUUAAGUAAAAGCCAAAGGCAUCUAAUGGGGGAGCAACUCGAUUCCUUGAGCCAUAAAGAACUCCAACAGCUAGAAAAUCAGCUAGACAAUUCUUUGAAACAUAUCCGGUCAAGAAAGAACCAAGUGGUGUUUGGCUCUAUCACUGAGCUUCAGAGGAAGGAGAAGGCACUACAGGAGCAAAACAAGAGUUUGGAGAAGCAAAUCCUAGAGAAGCAGAAGGCCAAGGCUCUCACCCAACAGGCACACUGGGAACAAGCCCAAACAAGUUCCUCCUCUCCACCCUUUUUGUUGGCUGAUGCUAACCAUACCUUGAAUAUUGGGUGCUACCAAGGAAGGGCAACCAUAGGAGGGGAGGUAGAAGCUGUAGAGGUCCAGGCUCGGAUCAAUGGCAGCAUAUUGCCUCCCUGGAUGCUCAACCAUUUGAAUAGCUAGCUCCAAAUCAUCCUUGAGGAAAUACUGUGAUAUAUAUUAUGACGAUGGCAACGGGGAAAGGGCAACGGCUACGGCAACAACGACAAAAGAGCAACUUCCAUCCAUGUUCUCUUCAUGCAAGUCUAGAUCCUAUAAGUAA